AUGGCAGACUUCGGAGAAUACCCGCCCAAUAUGGCGCCGCAAGACGCGCUGGUGGUGCGCCAGCAGGCCGAGGCCGACCACGCUGUUGUGCCGUACACAGCAGAGGAUCUUUCGAGGCCCGCGACCGGGCCUCUGAACCCUUUCCGGGAUCAAACGACGGCACUGAAGCGCAAAAACGUCCUCACGGGACAUGCUGAGGAAACCUUCAUCAGCGAGCACACAUUCCGCGCCAAGCACCGGGCGGUGGAAGGCAGGGGCGGGCCCGAGCGAGAGCAUCAGACCAACCGGGAGCUCAAGGCCGAAGCUGCGAAGAUUCGAGCGACCAGAGAAGGGAAAGGGAGUGCCAUGAUUACCGAAGGAGCUGGCGCCUACGUGGGGCCCUGGGCGAAAUACAAGCAAAAGGAAUACGAGAUUGUCGACGAGGACCACGAGCUCGCGAGCGAUGAGGAGUACGAAAUUGUUGAGGAAGAGGAGGACGAUGAUGUUAUAGAGAGCGGCACGGUAGUCCAGGCGCCUAGCGAUGCUCUUGCGCGCCGGGAAGCAGAAGAAGCGCUUGGCGACGAGACGUCGACCUUCCACGGCGCCGAGGAGCACGACUACCAGGGCAGGACCUACAUGCAUGUUCCGCAGGACCUCGAGAUCAACCUGCGCAAGGAGGUUGGCAGCAUCAAGAACUACAUCCCUCAGAAGCAAAUCUUUUCCUGGAAAGAGCACACCAAGUCGGCCGCCAAGGCUGUCACGGCCCUGCGCUUCUUCCCCAACUCGGGCCACUUAUUCCUGUCGGCUGGCGCCGAUGCUACUGUCAAGAUCUGGGACUUUUAUCACGAGAGGGAGCUUCUCCGGACGUACUCUGGCCAUUCCAAGGCUGUGUCGGAUAUUUGCUUCAACACCGAUGGCACUCAGUUCCUUACUGCAUCUUAUGACCGCAUGAUGAAACUCUGGGACACGGAGACUGGCAAGUGCCUCAACAGAUUCACCACCGGGAAGACGCCACACGUUAUCAAGUUCAAUCCAGACCCUGAGCACUCGAAUGAGUUCCUUGCAGGUAUGUCUGACAAGAAGAUUGUGCAAUUCGACAUCAGGAAGCCCAGCGAGACAAUCCAGGAGUACGAUCACCACUUGGCGGCCAUCAACACCAUUGUGUUUGUGGACAACAACCGGCGAUUCAUGACGACCUCGGACGACAAGUCGCUUCGCGCCUGGGACUACAACAUCCCCGUGCCCAUCAAGUACAUUGCCGAGCCCGACAUGUACCCCAUGACUCGGGCCGCCUCCCACCCGAGUGGCAAGUACGUCGCCUACCAGAGCUCCGACAACCAGAUCCUCGUCUACGGCGCGAACGAGAAGUUCCGCCAGAACAGGAAGAAGAGCUACAGGGGGCACAACAACGCGGGCAUGGCGAUCGACCUGGAGUGCAGCCCCGACGGCCAGUUCCUCGCCUCGGGCGACUCGGCCGGGUACGUGUGCUUCUGGGACUGGAAGACGUGCAAGAUGUACCACAAGCUCAAGGCGGGUGCGCAGGCCGCCACAUGCGUCCAGUGGCAUCCUCAGGAGACGAGCAAGGUCAUCACGGCCGGGCUGGAUGGAGAGAUCAGGCUUUGGGAUUAG
Messenger RNA from Clonostachys solani, 1608 nucleotides. The record is from the annotation of a GenBank genome assembly. Lineage: Eukaryota; Fungi; Ascomycota; Sordariomycetes; Hypocreales; Bionectriaceae.